This is a messenger RNA of Didymella exigua CBS 183.55, 1062 nucleotides long. Its product is annotated as protein prenylyltransferase. The record is from RefSeq and is a predicted model, not a curated record. The coding region runs from base 1 to 1062 and encodes 353 amino acids. The transcript is spliced from 3 exons. Gene Ontology annotation, cellular component: CAAX-protein geranylgeranyltransferase complex; protein farnesyltransferase complex; cytoplasm. NCBI's taxonomy places the organism in Eukaryota, Fungi, Ascomycota, Dothideomycetes, Pleosporales, Didymellaceae. Gene Ontology annotation, biological process: protein geranylgeranylation; protein farnesylation. Gene Ontology annotation, molecular function: CAAX-protein geranylgeranyltransferase activity; protein farnesyltransferase activity.
AUGUCCCUGCAGUUGAUUCGCCGCUUCAUCGCCAACGUCUUUCUGUCGCCCUUCCACUUUCUACGCGUCAUCCUGCUCCGGCUGCGCUACGGACUCACGUAUACACACGCGCCGCAAAGAAGAAUGCCGCCACCAAAGUUCUACCACGACGACGAGGCCUGGAAGGACGUCGAGCCUCUUCCGCAGGAUGACGGCGGAAUGCACCCGCUGGCCGCCAUCGCUUACACGGAGGAAUACAGCGAGGCCAUGGGCUACUUGCGCGCAGUCAUGGCCAACAACGAGUUCAGCGAGCGGGUGCUGGGCCUCACAGAGCACAUCAUCAACAUGAACCCUGCGCACUACACAGUCUGGUUAUACCGCGCGAAGGCCAUAUCCGAGCUCGACAAGCCGCUGGAAGACGAGAUCAAGUGGCUCAAUCCGACCGCGCUCAAGCACCUCAAGAACUACCAGAUAUGGCACCACCGCCAGACCAUCAUCGAUGCGCUCGGUUCGCCCGAGGGAGAGGCCGAGUUCGUCAGCCAGAUGCUUGAGAAGGACGAGAAGAACUACCAUGUGUGGAGCUACAGGCAGUGGCUGGUCAAGCGCUUCGACCUGUUCGACAAGCCCGAGGAGCUGCAGUGGACCGAGAGCAUGAUCGAUGCAGACGUCAGGAACAACUCGGCCUGGAACCACCGCUACUACCUGGUCAUUGGCGGUCGUGAUGGCAAGACUCCGAGCGAGGACUUAACUAAGCAGGAGAUUGAGUACACCAAGAAAGCCAUCCGCAAAGCCCCACAGAACCAGAGCCCAUGGAACUACCUUGCGGGUAUCCUGCGCGCUGCUCAGCUGCCAAAGUCGACCGUCAAGAGCUUCGCAGCCGAGUUCGCCGAUAUCCAGUCGCCAGACGACGUUUACUCCAGUCACGCACUCGACCUGCUGGCUGACAUCUAUGCGGAGGAGGAGAACAACAAGGAGUCCGCAGAGAAAGCCUUGGACCUGUUGGCGACUAGAUACGACCCUAUCCGGGCCAACUACUGGAACUACAGAAAGGGUCUGCUGAGGCAGCCUGAGGUCGCAGCUUGA